Molecule: messenger RNA, 1707 nt
Organism: Kwoniella botswanensis
Lineage: Eukaryota; Fungi; Basidiomycota; Tremellomycetes; Tremellales; Cryptococcaceae
Exons: 8
Coding region: 1-1707 (568 amino acids)
Biological process (GO): microtubule anchoring at mitotic spindle pole body
Cellular component (GO): mitotic spindle; MWP complex; microtubule organizing center
Molecular function (GO): protein binding
Source: RefSeq, a predicted model, not a curated record
AUGUCAGACGGAUACGACUUCUCACAGCUGUAUCACGCAUCUCUAAUAUCCUAUUCACCCGGAACCACCUUCCUAGCAACCAUCUACCAGAACAGGGUGAUCAUCCGAUCGACAGCUACAUUGCAGAUCGUACGUACGUGGGCAUGUCAACUACCAAAUCCUCCAUCAUCAUCAUCAUCAUCAAGCAAAACAGUAGAGGACAAUGUAAAAAUUGAUCAUCUGGAAUGGUCAGAAGACGGAUUACACAUCCUUGCAUUUUCUUCAAUAGGCAGGACAGCUUGGGUCUUUGGAUUGGCAUCUGAAGGAGAUGGACUGUCAGGGGAGGUAGCUAGAAUAGGUGGUGAGGGGAUAGAAGGGAUGGUGAGAGUCGAAUGGGUCAAGGGUGGGAGUGGGAAAUGCGUAAUGGUUUGGUCGGAUUAUAAUUUGAAAAUAACGAUAUAUGAUUUAUCGAAUGGUUCUACGAAAAUCAUUCAAAACCCCAAAUCACCAAAUCAAUGUCAUACGUAUUCACCUGAUAAGCGAUAUCUGGCGAUUGUAGAGAAACAUCUAGGUAAAGAGUAUAUUGGGAUAUAUGAUAUGUUAGAUAACUAUAAUCUAUUCAGACACUUCCAACUAUCAGCUCUCGACGUUCAAGGUAUAAGCUGGAGUCCAUGUGGGAGGUAUAUCGCAGUUUGGGAUAGCUCUUUAUCGUACUCGAUGUUUGUCCACUCUCCCCUUGGACCACUCCUCGCCCAAUUCGAUUACACCUCACCGACUUUCUCUCCUUCUUCCUCAACCGAAGAUCCAGGUCUGGGUAUACGUACCCUCACCUGGGCACCUGGUGGGAGAUGGUUAGCCCAGGGAGGAUGGGAUGGUAAAGUGAGGAUAGUAGAGAGUGAAGGAUGGAGAUGUGUAGGGGUGUUGAGUUGGGGAAGUAGGAUAGUCGAAAAGGAUGUGAUCGUAUGGAAAGAACCUCAUGAUUGGAUUAAAGAUACUCGAGGAAGGGGUAUUGUACAGUUCGAUCGUAUUCAGACUCCAACUUCGAUACCCACGAUCCGCCCAGAUCUCAGUAAACUCAAUCCCUCUAUCGGCGUAACGCAGAUAUCGUUCGAUCGAGAUGGUGCAUUACUCUCAAUCCGGCUUGACAACUCACCAAACGUCAUACAUAUAUAUACCUUCCUGAAGACACCUACAGCCGAAUCACCCGAUAUACAGCAUUUGACAAGUACGAUAUUUGAAAAUACCAUCAAGAGUGCUGAGUGGUGUCCUUCAGGUUCAGGUACAGGUAAGAAUAGGAAAUUGGCAGUGACGGUCGUUGGUAGGACCUCUGCGGUGUAUAUGUGGGAUGAAGAAGGUGGUGGAUGGGAAGAGGAGAGUACCGAUGAUACCAAUAGGGAGUUGAACAAAGUGGAGAAUGAUGGGAGAGGUGGGAUGAUGGAAGGUGUUGGUAUACCUUCGAGAUCAGAUUUCUCAGCAAAUGAAUUACAUUGGGCACCAGAUGGGUCGUCCGUGGUCAUACAGGAUAGAUCUCAAUUCUGCUUGUUGUACAUGAACGAAUCUGAGAACACAGAUACGGAUACAAAUACGGACAGAUCGAUGAGAUGGGAUGAUGUAGAUGAAGGAUUAUCACAUGUGGUUGAAGAGGAGGAAGAAGAGGAAGAUAUAGGAGGGUGGAGUGGGUAUGGAUUGGAAUUGAGAGGUGGAUUGAGGACUGCUGUUUGGGCGUAG